GCCGGUGCAAACGUACCGUUUAGACAUGAACACAAAAUCCAAACACAUGCCCCAACUUCACACACACACAUAUGGAAAGAAAGCUACUAAAAACUCCCUCUCAUAUCAGUCUGCAACUCUCUCUCCUCUUCCUGAAAUGGUCUUCCAUUUUUGAAAAGCUACAUACAUACAUACCUCAGUAGUUUCUUUUCUCCCAAAGACCCCAAGAAAAACCCUCUCUACCUAGGGUUUACACAAUCUCCCCAACCUUUUAUUUUGUCUCAUUCGCGUGAUAUAACUGAUUGAGCCCUUGGGUCAUUCAAAUCCUCUCUGUCUCUCGUUCGCUAUCUGUAACUCCCUCCCUCUGCUUCGCCACCUGUACCGAUUUUAUUCGCCAUUCCUUCUCGAGGGUUCUAUAUAUCAAUGCAAUUCCCCAAUUCUCUCUCUACAUUUCACGCCUCGCUGUGUUCUCUCAAAUUGCUCAAUUCGAUACGCGCCCUUCUCCUCCUUCGCUAACGGCUGGGAUGAAUAGUGUUUUCAGUGAGCAGAUACUCGCAGACAAGCUGUCGAAGCUCAACAACAGUCAACAAUGUAUCGAAACAUUGUCACAUUGGUGUAUUUUUCAUCGGAGCAAAGCAGAGCUGGUUGUGGCAACCUGGGAUAAGCAGUUCCAUAGUUCACAGAUGGUUCAAAAAAUUCCCCUUCUGAAUCUUGCGAAUGACAUACUACAAAAUAGCAAGCGUAAAGGAAAUGAAUUUGUUUCUGAAUUUUGGAAGGUUCUUCCUGCAGCACUCAAAGAUGUCAAUGGAAACAAUGGUGAUCAUGGAAAGAAUGUGGUUUCUAGAUUGGUUGAUAUAUGGGAACAAAGGAGAGUUUUUGGAUCCCGUGCACGGAGUCUUAAAGAUUUAAUGCUUGGAGAACAAGUACCUCCACCCUUGGAGUUCAGCAGAAAGCGUUCCCGUCCUGUCAAAAUUGUAAAAAGGGAUUCACGCUCCAUUAGAACGAAAUUGACCAUUGGAGGUUCCGUUGCAGAAAAAAUAGUUUCAGCAUUUCACUUGGUACAGAGUGAACAUUCAAGUGAGGAUGGGGAGAUGAGUAAAUGCAAAUCCGCAAUUCAACGUGUCAGGAAGAUGGAUGAAGAAGUUGAUUUGGCCUGUAGCAAAGCAAAGGACCCAAAGCGAAAUACUUUGUCCAAGGAACUGGAGGAUGAAGAAAAUGCUUUGAAACAGUCUAUUGAGAAGCUUAAACUAGUCGAAGCAAAUAGGGUAGCCCUGGUAUCUCAGUUACGAGAAGCGCUGCAUGAACAGGAAUCCGAACUGGAGAAUGUUCGCACACAGAUGCAGGUAGCACAGGCUCAGGCAGAGGAAGCCAGCAACAUGCGGAAGCGGCUCGAUGACGAAAAUUAUGUUUCAGUUUCAAAACAAUCGACCACAAUCCCACCAUCCAUAGAUGCGAUCACAAAAGCUGGAAAACCUACCAAGAAGACCGCUGCAGACAUUGCAGCUGAGGUUGCCGACAAGCUUGCAGCUUCCAGCUCUUCUCAGUAUAUCAUGACAUCAGUUCUGUCGACAUUUGCAGCUGAAGAAGCCAAAAAUGCCGGGCUGACAAAGUCAUCUUCAGCAUCUUCUUUUCUGCCUCUGCCUAACAACUCGGUCACUAAUAUGCCACCACAGCAGCCAACCGCUCCACCGUCCAACACAUAUCAGUCAAUUUUGAUGCCGCAAAUGACCUUGCAGAGCCAAACACCAACCUCUCAGACCACUCAAUACCGUAUGCUUCCGACUCUCUCUCCUCAGCAAUAUCUGCAACUUUCAGGUGGGUUCAUGAAUUCGUAUGCUUAUGGAAGCAUUCCUCCUCUGCCACCACCGCCACCGCCGCCACCGCCACCACCACAACAAGCCCACAUGGUUAGUCCGGUGGUGCCUUUGGCUCAGCAAGCAAUGCAGAUGAGUCAACAGCAUUCGGUGCCAGUACCUCAGCAACCGCCGGCUCCGCCGAGUUUCCGUCCUCUCGGCUUUAUUCAGCCUUCUGGAAUGGUUUACUAUGGGCUCCCCCACCAUUCUCAGUGAUUGGUUUCAGGGCAGUCCAGUUAAAUGGUCUGUUUUGGGGGAAUCUGAAUCUUUUUCCUGGGAAUUUGGAAAUUUUGUUUGUGCAAAUUGCUCUUGUUUAGAUGAAUUAGAUAUGAAGAGUUAUGGCAAUAAUCAUACAGUUGUGCAUCUGAAAACAAUUGAUUGUGCAGGGGAAGGGGAGGAUUAGCCAUUUCUUUUUUAAACUUUAGGCGGAUUUAGAGUUUAGGACCAAUGGAUGACCUUAUUGCCGCCCUGCAUCUUUUGUGGUCAUAGUUAUUGUCUGCAUAAAAUGAUGAUGGUUUAGAGAGAGAGAGAUAUAUAUAGAUAGAGAGUGAGAGAGAGCAAUUUUGUAUUUGCUAAUUAAACCAGAUAAAGCAACCUCUCUUUGGAUAGUUCUCAAAUGUCUUUUUUAUUGGAUA
Messenger RNA from Camellia sinensis, 2467 nucleotides. Its product is annotated as ENTH/VHS family protein. The record is from RefSeq and is a predicted model, not a curated record. Gene Ontology annotation, biological process: mRNA 3'-end processing. Gene Ontology annotation, molecular function: RNA polymerase II complex binding. Lineage: Eukaryota; Viridiplantae; Streptophyta; Magnoliopsida; Ericales; Theaceae.